Messenger RNA from Fusarium subglutinans, 591 nucleotides. Its product is annotated as Zn-dependent hydrolase of the beta-lactamase fold. Lineage: Eukaryota; Fungi; Ascomycota; Sordariomycetes; Hypocreales; Nectriaceae. The record is from RefSeq and is a predicted model, not a curated record. Bases 1 to 591 code for a protein of 196 amino acids. The transcript is spliced from 2 exons.
AUGCAAGAAGGUCCCACUAUACCAAUCAGGAAACUCCCCAUCAUAGACUGCGUCUUGCUCAGUCAUGAAGAUCAAGUUGACAACCUGGAUGAGACAGGCCGUCAACUCCUCAUCGGCCGCAGAGUCAUUACCACGCCUGAUGGUGCAAAGAACUUAUCUGACUAUCCUGGCACAUGCGCUAUCAAGCCGUGGCAAACGCUGAAGUUUCAGCUUGGAGGCAAAGAAUGGAGCAUUACUGGUGUUCCAUGCGUCCAUGUCCCAGGCGGCGAAGUAACUGGCUUUUCUCUUGCACAAAACCUCUUUCGGAAGCUUCGUGAAAAAUAUCACGUCGUGGUUGCACUCACGAAUCUUGGGCGGGCAAUGCUACCAAGCCCCAAGAGCCCCACUGGGUUCGUGCAGAUCACAAUGGGUGGCGAGGAUGCUGUGAAGAUGAUGGAGGUUUUGGAGGCUGGUAUGCUUGUUCCCAUGCAUUUUGAGUCAUGGGCGCACUUUACGCAGGAUGGCAAGGAUUUGGAAGAGAUCUUUACGUCAGGAGGCUUGGGAGAUAAGAUCAAAUGGCUAUCUUCUGGAAAACAAGUCAAUGUGAUCUAG